AUGUUUGAGGUGAUAACAUCGGAGGCCUCCUACUACCGAAGUCUCCAAGUCCUAAUAGAUCACUUCUACAGUGCUCCUGAAUUCGACUGUUCCCGCUCCGCCCCAACUAGUAUGGAGGUGCCCAGCAGUGGUGCCGAAAACGAGCACGAUAAUGCACCAUCUCAAGGUAGUGAGGGAAGAGCACCUGGUCAAGCCAAUGCAUCGGGUGGAUACAGCAGAGCAGGGUCGCUUUCGGCACCUACAGAAACCGCCUCCGCUACUUCUGCUGCUGCUACUACUACUGCUGCUCCCGUGGUCAAGUCGGUUCUCAGUCCGACGGAGAAACAUCACCUCUUCUCCAAUGUUCUUCUCAUUUGUAUGGCUAGUGAAAGAUUUCUCAAAGAUCUGGAGGCAAGGUGGUCCUCACAAAAGCCGCUGCUAAGCGAGGUCUCCGAUUUAAUAGUCAAGCACGCAGGGAGCGUACAGUUUGAGCCCUAUCUUACGUACCUUCGCAACCAAACCUACCAAGUUGCUGCCUAUCGACGACUUAAUCGUCGUGAGGACUUCCAAAAGGCCAUCGCCAGAAUGCACGCACAUCCAGCCGUUGGAAAGAAUCGAUUGGACUCCUUCCUCGCCCUGCCGAUGCAGAGGCUAACACGCCUGAAGUUGCUCGUCGAGGUGAUCCAAAAACUCCAAAUGGCAGUGGUCAAUGACGCCGAGGAGAGAGUAGUCACCGGUUCCACGGAGACAAUGACGCCGGGAGAGUGUGAAGUCUUCCGCAGAAUGAAAAUUACACCACAGCAAUUGGAGAAUUCCAGUAUUGCCCUAAAAGAACUCAAACGGCUUCUGUCGGAAAGCGAGUCCGAGAAACAACUCAUGGACGAAAAGGCACGACUACUGGCACUCUCCUCGGCCCUGGAGUUCCCAGAAAAUGUCAAGAGAAUUGCUAUCAGUGACAAGCGUCUAAUCAAGGAGGGCGAACUGAAAUCGGCCAGUUCAGACGGCAAAGCCUCGGUUCUGCUCAAGAAACUGGGGCGAAAGAAACCCGAGACAUUCUAUCUCAUUCUCUUCAACGACCUCCUCAUGGUGACGAAAUUGAAAAAGUGA
Hydatigera taeniaeformis is the source of this 1086-nucleotide messenger RNA. The record is from the annotation of a GenBank genome assembly. NCBI's taxonomy places the organism in Eukaryota, Metazoa, Platyhelminthes, Cestoda, Cyclophyllidea, Taeniidae.